AAAUGAAGGAGGCAUUUAAAGAUCUGCAGGAGAGAGAGGAGUCAUUACUUGAAGACCUGAAUGAGGCAGCUGUGGAAAACAACAAUUUGCAGGAGAAAGUACUAGAGAUGACACCUGAAAGUGCAGAUGUUUGACAAAUUGGAGACAGAAUAUCAAAGUAAUAUUGACAAAUACAACAAGGUUUUGUCUGACAACAGUAAUAUGGCUCGUCAGAUCGAGGAACUACACCAGCGACUCCAAACAAGCACAGAGGCUGACAAGGACCUCAGCUAUGUCAGGGAGGAGCGUGACCACUAUGGGCGAGAACGGGAAAAUCUCACCAAACGCAUACAACAACUGGAGGGCCAGUGUCAAACCAUGUCUGACGAGAGUGUUGGACUGAACCAAGAAGUCCUAAAACUGGAAGGUGAUAACCAACAAUUGGUUUUUGACAACAAUACUCUCAGAGCUCAACUUGGUAUUUCAAAGGGUGGUAGUGAGAACAUCAAGUUCCAGAACGAGUACAAGAAACUCCAGGAACAAUUCAAUAUUGCCAUCGCACAGAAAAAUCAAGCACAGAAAGAAGUCAACCAGUUUGUACAUCGUCUUCAACAGAGAGAUAGUCGCUGUCAACAACUCGCUAUGCAGGUGAGCCAGUUAGCAGAGGAUCGUGGGUAUCUGAACAAACAGUUGGGCCACUUGUCGAAGAGCCUGAGGGAGCGUGAGACACAACUUCAGGGACUUCAGGAGGACCAUCGCAUCUUGUACCAAGCUCACAUGGUGACACAGGCUAAGUUAAUGGAGGCAGAAAAAAAGAAUGUUUCAGAGGCCAUUCAUAAAACUUCAACCCCUCAACCUCAAGAAACUGAAGUAAUAUCACAGGUCAACGACACUGUAGAGGUCAAGAUACCUGAUGAGGAAACACCGACUGUCAGUAUUGAAGCCAGUGAAUUGGCAAGGAUAAAGAACAGACUUGGAGAAGUGGAACUGGCUUGUGUCCAGUAUCAGGAACUGACCGGUCGGUUGGAGAGGACACUGACCGAGGAGCGUGACACCAGGAUACAGAUGGAGGAGACUUUGGCCGCUAGUCAGGAGCUGUUAAAGAAGGCUGGCAGUCCUGAGGAGUUCCAUUUAGACAUUGAGGAUGAGGACCUGGCCAGGAUUAGAGAACACAGUCCAAUGCUGAUGCGACAUGGAUCCGGCUACUUCAGCAGGGUACAGCGUUGGUUACGAGUCCAACGGGAAUACUUCUGCCUUUCCAGCCGCCAGCUGAAUCGCGCCAUGAGACUACGACCGGGUAUACGCACCAUGAUAUGGGCUUACUUCAUCAUCGUCCAUGUCCUCAUGUUAGCCUGUGUGUUUGGAUUUUUCUGAAGUCCUGGUCCUGUUGUCCAUCAACUCCGAGAAAUCGACAAAAUCAUUCGACUACAUUGACAAGUUGAUACUAAACAGACGAAUGUUACACAUGUUACUAUGAAAUUUGAUAUUUUUGCAUGCGAGCCCUUUACAUUGUUUAAUUUUUUAAACACUUACUCUACAUUGGAAAGAUGUUUUGGUAAUUUAAACAUUUUUAGUUUGUUGUUUUGUUUGAUAUUUGUUAGUUCUAGUGACAGUGUAGAUAUUAAGUGUGAAGUGUUCACAUCGCAAAAAUUUCUUAUUUUUUCACCCAUUUUCAUCUAUGAAUUAGAAUCUCUGUAGUUACAUAAAUAUAUUGUGCCUGGACACAAUUGUAGAUCAUUUUGUGAUAAUAUUUAUCAUAAUCGAUACAUAUGAUGAAUCUAGGACAGAUUUAUGAGUUAUACCUACUGUAUAUAGUCAGGGUGGAAUGGAAGUCCCGUCAUCAUGGUCUCAGCCAAAACUCUUUCUGUACAUAAAACAUCCUAGAGAUCAUGAUUCUUGGUAGAUAUCUGUAAUGGCUUGCAACAUGAACAUAACAAGCUCAUAGUCAUCAGAUGUGUUCAAUACUGUAUACAUUCCAUAUACUUAAUUCAUAGAAAAAAGGGUUCAUUUCAGUGUACCAUUGUUAUAAGUACAAUAAAUUAUUUAUAAAAUACUGCAUAUUUUUCAUUAACAUUGAUUUGGUUUAUCAUUAUUUAUGAUACAUGUAUCAUGUUAAAGUUUAAUUGUUUAAUUUCAUUGCAAUAUUAUGUGUACAAGCCUGUAAAUACACCCCACCCCUAUAUGGGACAUCCAGUGUCUGUGACCAGGCUCCACAAAGUACAUUGUAUUUAUGUACAUGUAUAUAAUUUAUUAUUUGAGGAUGAAAAUAAAAGGCCUCCCAUUUACUGUAGGAUGUACUGUGUACUUGACUUCUGUUAACAAUAUUAUUGUCCAAUAUAUGUUGUAAAUAUAUGGUGAAUUGGUUUCAUUAAGAUUUUGUUGAAUAAACCAAUUAAAUAGUAUUCAGUACUGAACAGUGUACUACAACUGGUACUGGUUAGUGGUAUUAUUGUAAAAAGCACUUGUUGAAGAUCUUUAUCACUAUAAAGUUCAAUAGGUUUUUUUUGUUUUUUUUUUUUAAUUUCAUUUAUGAAAACAGGCCACCAUGAUGUUUCUGUAGUUGUGAAGAUUUAUUUUUAGUGCAUUGAAAAAUAUCCUAGCAUCAAGCUCAUAAAUUAUUAUUUUUGGUGCUUAAAGAUAUAUAUAAGCAUAAAUACUGUUUCAAAUGAGUAUUGACUGGGUUUGAGGAUAUUUCUGUUCAAGCACUGUUGCCUUCUAAGACAUGUAUCAAGUAUGAAAUUAUUUAUUUGUUUAUUAUUGAUUUUGGAAGUUGUUAUUCUAUUUGUAUAUUUGUCAAUCCAGAAAUCAAUAAGUGGAGUAAUUGAUAAAAAAAAUAAUCCAUGAAUGUGUAAAUGUAGAAUUGAAUGAAUGAGACUGGAAUCAUUUUAAUGUUUCAUCACAAUGUUUAACAUAAAAUGAAGUUGAUGAAUUAUAAAUUUGCAUAAAACAAUUAUAGCUUGUGAUGAGUGUGGGAUAAUUGUUGUUUUUACAGAUGUAUAUUAAUAGUAUUGAGAUGUAAAUUGAUUGUAAUGAAUUGUAAUGAGAUGCAAAUUAAUUGUAAUGAAAUGCAAAUUCAUUGUAACAUUGAUGAGGUAUUAUUAUGGCAUGUUUUCACAUGUAAUAUAAAUCAUGAAUACAUUUUAAUGCUCGAUUCCUUUGUAAACAAAACUGGUGCAUUCUUCGGGCACAUCUCUUUCCUUCCAUAUACACCAGUAUCUGUGAUAAUCAAAUGACCUAUAUUCUGGGUAAAGUAGCUCGAUUGUUUUAACAGUUGCAUCACUGGCCAGAACAGAAGAACCAUUCUCAUCUUCCGAUAACUUUUUUUUUACUUAACAGAAAGCAUUGCCUUUCUACUUAACAUGGGAAUAUACAAGGUUUGUCUUUACACAAACAGUAAAUGUAGCAAUGUGUAAGAGUGGACGAUUUUUACAUGUGUAAAGAUAAACCUUGUAUAUUUAUAUAUAUCCAAACUGAUGAUUCUUAUUAAAGAUAUUAACAUCAGAACGUUAGAGAUGUGUAAAACAAUGGCCAAGGACAGCAGUAUUAAUGAGGAUUCAUGCUGUACUAGUGACUUAUAGAUUUUGUGAAAUGUAACAUCACCAUACACAGUUACAUAUUACAUAUUGUGCCUAAUAUUAUGCAUUGUCCAUAAGGUCAUAAGGUCAAUACAUCUUAUCUUUAAUGGCAUUGUGAUUAUUAGACAUAAAAUCUUUGUCAAUAUCUGAUUUUGUUCGCUAACUAUCUAUGCAAAAUAUCGGGGGUUGUGAAAGUGGUAUGAGUAAGGUUUGACCAGUGACAAGGUACGUAAUAGCUUUAUAAGCUCACCUCAACAGUUAAAACUGCUUUAAUACAAACAAUGGUAAAAUAAGCUCUUAAUGUACCUAUUUUGUACUUCCUUAUUUUUUACUCUUUAAGGACCGGACUCCCUUAAUUUGUCGUGGGUAGAAUAAGGAUGCUGUCAUCGGUAAACCAAUUUGUAUCUAUUUUCUAGUGUUGAUAGAUGACAGUAUCAGAAGGAAACCACUUUCCUUGACAAUUUACCUCAUGGCAAGUCUAUUCAUUUGUAUGAAUAAGAUUUCCGAGUAUGGCUUAUGUGAUAAGACAUGUGAAUGAUCAAAUAACUGUGAAUGUACACUGUACAUGGAGUUGUCUGGACAUUUGUUUACUAUGAUACCUAAAUUACAAACUAGAUAUUUCAAUAGAAGAUCAUUUCAUUAGACUUGAAUAGGUGGUGAAAUGGCUUAUUUCCUCUUAAAAUGAGUUUAUCAGAUUUUUUCCUUUUUUUGCUAUUUAAAUUUAAAGUAUGGAAUUUUAUAAUAAUGUACAUUCCCUGUGAUUUCUGUUACACAUUCCUCUGAUAAUUCUUUCAGUUUUUUUUAUUGUUUGACCUAAAGUCAUUGAUUAUGCAGCAACUGUACUACUACUUCAUUAUCCUAUAACUCCUCACAAGAACUUAUCAGAUUUAUGUAUUACGUAAUUUAAUAUCGCUGAUAUUGAAUCAUAUCAUGAUGAAAAUGUGAUAUUAAACAAAAUAUGACAUUAAACGACAUAUUAAGUGGAAUCACUUUGACUUGUGGAUACCAUCUUCUGUUCAUUGUAGCAGCAUUGUUGCAUGUAGUAGGUAUUUGCAUAUGAACAGUUACAUGUUUGUGAGAUCAACUGUAUGAGGUAACAUGAUAGAAAAUUAUGGAUAAAGAUAUAAGUUUAUUUAUUUAUUUGAUAAAUAAAGAAGAUAUUUUAUAAAUAUUAUUUUUUGUUAAAUUAUUGUGUGACAUAUCAAUUCUUUUUACUUUGUGAGAAGAUAAAUUAACUGCCAUUUACUGAAAAUAAUUCCUUUACAAGCAUUUACUUACACAUACAUGUACUUAGGAUUCAAUACCAAAUAUUUCCUCUCCAUAAAAGGGCGAUGACUUUUAAGGGUGUUUCCAAGGAAACAAUAUUUAUUUGCAAUAUACUGCAUACAUUAUAAGUGUCAUUUUCUUUUCUCAGCUUCUUUCUCAUAAAAUCAAAUUUUCCAGUCUUAGGGGAUAACUUUACAGGAAUACUUGUAAGUCACCAACAAACAAUAGUUAAUAUGUUGUGUAAUAUCAAGGCCGACAAACAAUAGUUAAUAUGUUGUGUAAUAUCAAGACCAACAAACAAUAGUUAAUAUGUUGUGUAAUAUUAAGACCAACAAACAAUAGUUAAUAUGUUGUGUAAUAUUAAGACCAACAAACAAUAGUUAAUAUGUUGUGUAAUAUCAAGGCCGACAAACAAUAGUUAAUAUGUUGUGUAAUAUCAAGGCCGACAAACAAUAGUUAAUAUGUUGUGUAAUAUCAAGGCCGACAAACAAUAGUUAAUAUGUUGUGUAAUAUCAAGCUGAAUGCGAGACAGAAUGAUUAUAUUAAAUAACAAUUAUAUAACGGCUACAUUGGGUGAUGGAAGCUGAAUUACUUAAGGAUGUAUGCUAUCGUGCUUAAAACAAGAUUCCUUUUAAAAGAGUUCUACUGUAACACAAUUGUAAAAGAUGUAUUUACAAAUUAUAAAUGGACUCUUUUAGUACUCUAUUAUUGAAUUAUGUUAAAAAGAUACUUAAGGGAGAUAAUUAUAACAAAGAAGCAUGGAGUAAUGUAGCAUAUAUCCUUAAAUCAAAUUGUUUUUUAUAUCAUAGGUAUAAGCAAUGGAAGUUUAUCCUGGAUAAGCUAAUCUGGUGAUAAUCAAGAUGACAAUGUCUGCCAUCUAUGAUGCAUGUAGGUACUGUAUUUGUAUUAAGGUUGUGAUAGGUCGGGUGAGCAUGUGUGAUGUUGAUUAUGUAAUUAUGCGAGUGUUAAAGCACCAACUUGUUCAUAAGAAUAAAUGGCAAGCAAAUGAUUGAA
Messenger RNA from Pecten maximus, 5834 nucleotides. RefSeq names its product CAP-Gly domain-containing linker protein 1-like. The coding region runs from base 127 to 1353 and encodes 408 amino acids. Gene Ontology annotation, cellular component: Golgi apparatus. The transcript is spliced from 7 exons. Lineage: Eukaryota; Metazoa; Mollusca; Bivalvia; Pectinida; Pectinidae. The record is from RefSeq and is a predicted model, not a curated record.